AUGUUGUCCGGAGUGUCGUCUCUACUACUGUCAGUGACAGUGACUGUCUUCCUGAGUGCGGCCCAGCUUCCUCAUCCUCAUGGUAUGGAGGAGACACUGAGGGUGGCAGGGGCAGGAGUGGCGGCUGUAUCAUCCAGAGUAUCACGGUCUUCUUGCUCCGUCAUUCUCCUCACAGAUGGCACCACUUCCCCCAACACUGUCUUCACGGAACUGGAAGGACUGGGAGGGUCCUGGGGGAUGACGGUGUUCGAGGUGGUAGCAGAUAUCCACAGUCCCAACCUGACGGAGGCGCAGCUGUCACUGAUGGUCGCCCAGGCUCUCAAGGUGCGGCAGAUGUCGUGGUGUGUGACGGUGAUGGUGGUGAGUGAUGACUCCACUUUCUUGGCAGCUUCUGCCAAGUGGGCUCUCAAGGGCCGCCUCCUCUUGUGGUCCACUCGGUUUCUGGCCAUCACUCGCCUACCACUCUCAGACCUCCGUCACCUCUAUACCUCUUUCUCCAUGAUGAACGCCAUGUUGCUCAUUCUGGAUGCCUCCUCCAGGUGUCGGAUGUACAUACACGUGCCGUACAGCAGUCAGGUGUUACAAGUCGCCCAGUGGCUGCCCCAGCGAGGUCUCACCCUUUCAUCUCGCCUCCCGCUAUUCCCGGAAAAAUUCUACAGAUUCCUGGUGAGCCCCAGGCUGAAGGCGACUGCUGAGGAGUUUCCACCACACAUAGAAGUGAAGGAAGUGACUGACGCUACUGGCCAAAGGUUCAUCUUCUCUGGCGCCAUGAUCCAAGUGCUCGACCUGCUUGCUCACUCCAUGAACUUUCAGGUUACCAUUGUGCGUCCACCGGAUGGUUCCUUUGGAAACAAGCUGCCCAAUGGCUCGUGGACGGGCAUGGUGGGCCAGGUGGGGCGCAAGGAGGUUGACAUGGGUCUUGGCCCGUAUGGUGUCAUAGCCGAACGAACUGAGGUAAUAGACUACACGACACCAGUUAUGAGCGACUAUCUGAGGAUUCUUGGCGGUCAGGGCAUACCUGAGGUGAAUCCCUGGGGGUUUCUGCUGCCCCUGGACAUGACGGUGUGGGCAGCACUGGUGGGGGCGCUGGUGUUAGUCCUGGCCACAAUGUUCGUUUUGGCAUCAAUAUUACCGAUCAAAACUCCCGUCCUCUCUCUCUUCAUUCGCAUGACACUGAGAGAAAACACCUGGGUGCCGGCUGAAAGGUGGUGGGAGCGACUGAUGAUGGCCAGCUGGAUGCUGGUAAUGCUGGUGUUGACACAAAGCUACACUAGUAACCUCAUGUCCCUGCUGGCUGUGAGGUACAUCCCACAACCCUUCCAGACAUUACGUGGGCUACUCGCCUCCCGCGCCACUACCAUGGUCUGGGAGUACAACACAGCCUACGUCAGUUACUUCCGUCAUGACAUUUACAUGCAUCCAGCUUCCCCGAAUACGGUGCGAUGGUUCUCGGAUCGCCCACCUCCCUCGGGUCAGACCGUCCGCGGUUCUACUCCUAAGCGUCCACGACAACCUACUGACGACAGUUCGUCAAUGACCACUCAAAAACGACCUACACAACACUCGCUACUUUUUGAAUACCGGACUAACAAGGAACCUCAUCCUUCCUUUUCACGCCGUUGCCAAGUUUAUUGUAAUGAACGAGAGAUCCGUUAUCUUAAGGAGCAUGAGGGCCUCACACUAUGGCUGUCUCUCAGCUCCACCUUCAAGGUAAACUCCCUCAUGUCCCGUCGGUGUGACUUCUACACAUCAAGAGAAAGUUUCAUGCCUUUCCUCUACUGCAUGAUAGCCUCCAAGAACAGCCCGCUGGUUCCUGCAGUAAGUAAAAGGAUUACCUGGAUGAGGGAGGCCGGACUCUAUGAUUACUGGAUGAAAAGUCUAAAAAGCAAUUCUACAGUGUGUCUACGCCCUCCCUCUAAGAUCACUGUCAGGUCAUCUCUCGCUCUCUCCAACGUCUGGGGAAUGUUUGUUGUAUAUGGUGUCGGCCACGUGCUGGGUCUGCUGGCACUGGGAGUCGAACUGCUUGCCCACCGUUUCAGCCCCACUCACUGA
Molecule: messenger RNA, 2052 nt
Organism: Cherax quadricarinatus
Lineage: Eukaryota; Metazoa; Arthropoda; Malacostraca; Decapoda; Parastacidae
Source: RefSeq, a predicted model, not a curated record